AUGACUGCCUACGGCGAGAUCCAGACAACGCCAUUCGGAAAAUGGGAUAGUCUCAUUACAGACGACAUGAUCAUUUCUAAAAGUAUCGUAUUUACUGAGAUCUACGCUGCUAUGGUAUAUUUUACGUGGUUGAAGCCCGCCCAGCUGAUGCUGGACGGUGCUGUAUUGUUCAAUGGAUCGACGGGCAGGCUAGAGAUGUGCUACCUCCAGGUUACAGCGCGCGAACGGCAGUUCAUGGGUAUGGUGGAGGCGCAAUCUGCCCUCUAG
Penicillium pulvis is the source of this 267-nucleotide messenger RNA. RefSeq lists its product as uncharacterized. The record is from RefSeq and is a predicted model, not a curated record. Lineage: Eukaryota; Fungi; Ascomycota; Eurotiomycetes; Eurotiales; Aspergillaceae. The coding region runs from base 1 to 267 and encodes 88 amino acids. The transcript has 2 exons.